This is a messenger RNA of Drosophila miranda, 969 nucleotides long. Its product is annotated as anillin-like. The transcript has 6 exons. NCBI's taxonomy places the organism in Eukaryota, Metazoa, Arthropoda, Insecta, Diptera, Drosophilidae. The record is from RefSeq and is a predicted model, not a curated record. The coding region runs from base 1 to 969 and encodes 322 amino acids.
AUGCGAUAUAUUUCUGAGGACAUAUUUCUGCAAGGAGGACACCGCUUCCAAAAGGAUCCGUGCGAGCUGUCGCUGAAGGAGCGCAUUAAACUUUUCGAGACCGGCAACAACAAGGCCAUAAUACCGAAGGCUCCAAUAGCAUCUGCAGCUAGCGUUAGUCAGAUCAGACCCGAGGAGUCGAAAGCCCAUGUUUCUGCUGUGCAUCCUGUCACAGCGGCUGCUGUCUCCUCUAGAGAGGCUGCUGAGAGCGCUGUGGAGGCUCAAAAUCCGAAGCCAGAGAAUAAGUUGUGCGCCAAGGUGGCUGCCCUUGUGUCCAAUGCGGAGAGCAUCAAGCAUAUUGAUCGGCAGCGUCAGGAAGACAUGAAAAUUAACCCAAAUCGCUUCAAAAUGUUCAAGGAAAUCUUUGUUCCGCAGGCAGUGGCACGGGCAACACCACCGCCAGCAUCAGUACCGGCGACAGUAUCCAAGGUGGUACGGCCCAUGCCGCCGCCUAUGUCUGGGCUCCCUCCGGCCCUUGCCCGCAGAAAGAGGCGCUCAGGCGAAACGAAUUCAGAGCGCAAUUCCGCCCUCUCUGACCACGACUCUAGUGGCGACAACUUCUGUGCUACGGUAACAGCCACAGUUACAGCCACCGGCAUGUGCAAUGGCAGCCUUGGUCGCGCAGUGCAGCGCAAUGAGGCGAAGUUGGAGGAGCAGCAGCAAGGCCAGAAGACUGUGCGCUAUGCCGAUCAGGAUUUCUACUACAAUCAGGACAGUUCGCUUAACUCGUCGCAGGCCUCGGUCGGCAUUGAUGACUAUUUAGAUGAGGCUCUGGUCGACGACUAUGGAAUCACUCAGAACGAUGAUAGCCAUGAUGACUUCUCUGUUUCCUCUUUUGUUCCACCUACUUAUAAUCCAGGACCUAUGAAGUACCAGCCGACAGCAGCAGCUCUAUUACAAGUAACCGGCCUAACCGGUCCCCAUGCCUAA